GAGAAACGGGGGCCGGUGAGCAUGACUGCCGCCCGCCACUAUCCGGCACAAGCCCAAAUUCCGCCGGGGACCCCGCACGGCAAUUGCAUCUUGUAAUUUGGUAAUUUACAGCUCGGAUUGGUGUAAAGUGCUGGCGGAAAAAUGUUGAUUGCAGUGCGACGCCAGCAUACCGUUUGCAAUUAAUUGCCGUUCAUUUUCUGGCGUCCACUCUUGGAUGUGUUUCGGUCCUGAUGCAACGCAAGCACUACUUCAUCAUGUUCGCUUGCUACGGGCGCGCGGCGGAAUGGUUUCGCGAUAAGAUCUUCGCCUUCUGGUCCUCUGAAGGGGUGGGACGGCCUUGGCUGGUAGUCGACUUCUAGUCUUCUCGUGCUGAAGUCAGCGAAAUCACGGGAAGUUCAUUCGGUCGAGGUGCCUGGCCUGUGCGUCUGGUUCAGCGUUUUAUCUGCUGCUACUGUUUUCCCAUUGCUAAGCGUGGUCAGCGGGAGAUCGCAAUUCAGUGUCGCGGUCUGUAUCACAGUUCUCUUAUCAACGCCGUAAUCUCGUUACAGUGCUUCAGUGAUCCGGGGACGGAGACAAUUUAUGUAACAGCAGACGAGCGUAACGUGUACGCGGAUGUGGUUGUCACUUACUGGUCGGAACAUUUGCCAAAAUGAGUCUUCAGUCAAUAAAGUAUGAACUUGGAAAGCUUGAGAUCCUGGAUCAGCUGUUGCUGCCCGUUCAGUCGAAGUACCUGCCAGUGAAGGGCGUCGAAGAUGGUUGGAAGGUCAUCAACAAGAUGCAGGUUCGCGGAGCGCCCGCUAUAGCCAUUGUGGGAUGUCUUUCUUUGGCCGUGGAGAUCUACCCUGAAAAGUAUGACUCGAAGAAAACAUUGCGGCAAGAGAUCGAAGGCAAACUCAAUUAUUUGGUGUCAGCCCGGCCAACAGCUGUGAACAUGAAGAUUGCCGCUGACGAAUUACUUGCGUUGGCUAAUGAGCUGACCAAAGAUGAGAACUGCACCGUGGACGAGAUGAAAUCGAGGUUUUUGAAUGCAACCGAGGCAAUGCUGCAGAAAGAUAUUUCGGAUAAUAUGGCCAUCGGCGCGGCGGGGGCAGAGGCGAUCUUGACGAAUCUUCCAUCAGGUGAAGGCACUGUACGAGUGCUGACACACUGCAAUACAGGAUCAUUGGCGACAGCAGGGUACGGCACCGCAUUAGGAGUAGUCCGAAAACUUCAUGACUUGAAAAGGCUUGAGCAUGUUUACUGUACGGAGACACGACCAUAUAAUCAGGGUGCUCGAUUAACUGCUUUCGAAUUAGUUCAUGAUAAACUUCCGGCAACGUUAAUACUAGACAGCAUGGUGGCAGCUCUUCUACGUUCAAAGCGAAUUACCGCCGUUGUUGUCGGUGCCGAUAGGGUUGCCGCCAAUGGCGAUACGGCCAAUAAAAUCGGCACUUACCAAAUCGCUGUUGUUGCCCGUCAUCAUAGCGUUCCAUUUUAUGUAGCGGCUCCGCUUACUUCAAUCGAUUUGGCUAUUCAAAGUGGUGACCAUAUAAUUAUUGAGGAACGACCAGAUCGGGAGAUGACCCAUGUGGGUGAGCAUCGGAUAGCAGCACCAGGCAUCACAUGUUGGAACCCGGCGUUCGAUGUAACUCCUGCUGACUUGAUCACAGGAAUAAUUACAGAGAAGGGUGUCUUCACCCCAGGUAAUUUACAAGAGGAGGUGAAGAAGCUGCAGAAAUCUUGAAACGCGCGUGAACUUUUGAUUUCGUUACAUUUAAGGGAAGUAAAAUACUAUACGCAUAAACUAUCGAAAGAAAUCAUAGUUGCUGAGGUUACGAGGAUAAUUGUUGUAUUUAUUAAUAAACACUUUUCUAAAUACUA
Molecule: messenger RNA, 1860 nt
Organism: Hermetia illucens (black soldier fly)
Lineage: Eukaryota; Metazoa; Arthropoda; Insecta; Diptera; Stratiomyidae
Product: methylthioribose-1-phosphate isomerase
Exons: 7
Coding region: 650-1723 (357 amino acids)
Molecular function (GO): S-methyl-5-thioribose-1-phosphate isomerase activity
Source: RefSeq, a predicted model, not a curated record